UUUCUCCAGCCGGGAAGGUGGGCGUGUCUACUCCGGGUCGCUUUGGGGCGAUGGCCUCCGCCACCGCCGCGGUCGUCCUGGCGGCCGCUCUGGGAGGAGGGCUGUCCUCAUCGCCCGGGCUUCUUGUUGCGGUCAGCGGGGGAAGGCGAAGCGGUGUGCGCCUCCUCUCUCCUCUGACCUCCGCCAACAGCGGCCUGGGGAGGGCCACGGCCCGAGCUGUACGGCAACACGCGGGGGUUCAUAAGGCGUGCGGGACAGGAGCGCCGGAGGAGGAGGCGGCCAGGAGCUGCGCCGGUAGUCGGGGUGCGCGCGCGAGGGGGCCGAGGGGGGGAGUGCCGCGGGAGCUGCUGGUGCGCGAGCUCGACCUGGCCUCCCUCCGCUCCGUCCGAAGCUUCUGCCACAAGGUCCUCCAGGAAGAGCCUAGACUGGAUGUCCUGAUCAACAAUGCUGGGAUAUUCCAGUGUCCCUACAUGAAGACCGAGGAUGGUUUUGAGAUGCAGUUUGGGGUCAACCACCUAGGUCACUUCUUGCUCACAAACCUCCUCCUUGGACUUCUGAAAAGCUCCGCACCCAGCAGGAUUAUAGUGGUUUCCUCAAAGCUUUACAAAUACGGAGAGAUCAACUUUGACGACUUGAACAGCGAGCUAAGUUACAACAAAAGCUUUGCCUACAGUCGAAGCAAACUGGCUAACAUCCUGUUCACCAGGGAGUUAGCCCGGCGUUUAGAGGGCACGGGGGUUGUGGUCAAUGUGCUCCAUCCUGGUGUUGUCAGAACAAAUCUGGGCAGAUAUGUACAUAUUCCUUUACUGGCUAGGCCUCUCUUUAAUUUGGUGUCCUGGGCUUUUUUCAAAUCUCCACUGGAAGGAGCCCAGACUUCUAUUUAUUUGGCUUCUUCUCCUGAAGUAGAGGGUGUAUCUGGGAAAUAUUUUGGAGAUUGCAAGGAAGAACAGCUAUUGCCUAAGGCCAUGGAUGAUCUGGUUGCAAGGAAACUGUGGGAUAUCAGUGAAGUGAUGGUGGGGCUGCUAAAAUAAAAGGCCAAGAGAAGCACUGUGUGAAAGUAGCGUAAUUAUAUGUUUUUGAAAUUUCAGUUUCCUGCAUUUGUUCUCCUUUAUUGAGACGGAGGAAGUUCACCUGAUUCUGUCUCUUAUUGAGAUUCAAGCAGGAUCUGGAUAUGUUGGGUUUUUUAUUUAAAUUAUUAUUUUUCCCCUGGAUGACAAAAUAUUCCAAGAAAAUAAUUGGCGUGAAAACAGUUUUAGUAUAUUUCAGGUUCAAGAGGCAAAUAGUUCUGCUGACAACAAAGUUGCUUUCUGAAAUGUGUGCUGAGUAUCUGAAUUAGGUGUGCAUGGUGCUGUAUUUGGAAUAUAUGGCAGCUUUAUUUAGUUUUUAUUCUAAAAAGGAUGCCAAGAAUAUAAAAGAGAGAAACUUCUUGUGACUUGCUUCAGCCCAUCCUGUUUAUAUUUCUGUUUCAGUGCAGAAUGCCAGCCAGAAUACAGUGCAGGAAAUCUAGCCUAUGCUGCCGUAACAACAUUUUUAACACUCAUUUUGUAGACAUCUCUAGGACCAAAAUCCAGGACACAAUGAAGCAUUUUUAAAUCCUACACGUUUUAGUGAGAUUUAAAGUGUAUUUAACAAUGGACUAAAUAUUCAGUGUUGCUUGCCUUAGCUGAUACUGUUUCCUCAUGGCACAAACAUGCUUGCACACACACACACACACACACACACACACACACACACACACACUCACAAAUGUACAGCAGGAAUCCCAUUAAUUUCAUUAGACCACGGGCCUGUUUGGUUAAGCACUUCCCUUUAUUGCCAUAUUUAUACAUGUGAAAUAGUAGCAUUGUUUUUUCCAGACUGAGCCAUGACAUGGCAUGCAUGUACCUGUUUGAUUUGAAGCUGUUCAUGCUAUGCACUGUUGUGUAUACGUUACACUGAAAUCUGCAGAAUUUACUCUUAAUGUAAGAGUAGGAUACUGAUGUCAUGGGCUUUCAGAGUAAUGUUGAAUGCUGUAAUGUUAAUAAAAUAUGUAUUGGGGUGGUGGGGUGGUAUCACAUUAAACUGAAAACUAGACUCUUGGUCUAAAUGCACUUAAUCACAGAAUGUCAGUGACACAUAUGUAAUAAUGCACAAACUGCCAUCUGUGAUGCACCUAAGGCUAAUGCAUUAACUCUAGAGUAGUUGCACUGGAAUAUGUGGGCUGUAGGUUGUGGUAAUUCAAUGCUGUUAAAUACUGUAGUGAACAUGGGCUCCUGAGCAUGUUUCUAUGGAAGUAAGUGCCAUAAAUAUAUCACAGAUUCAGGUAUGGCAGCUUGUGUGGUUUCUAGGUCCCUGACCUAAGUCUUCCCAAGUGGCAGGAUUGCCAUCAGCUUCCAUUAAUGUGCUUGCUUAAUAGUACGGGCAUGAAUGUCAUAUACAGACAGCUGCACAUGCACACACCCAUCAGAAUGUAUGUAAAGUAGUCCUGGAUUACACCAGUUACAGAUUCUAAUUAUAGAGCCUCUGCCAUGCAGAGUUGUUAAUGUUUCACUGUGUUUGGUUUUGGCUUUGAAGGCAUAAGUGUGCCUCAUUUUUGUUCUCGUUAAAUAAAGCUAUAUCCUAAAUAAAUAAUAAAGUAGAUAUUAAAUUUG
Messenger RNA from Sceloporus undulatus (fence lizard), 2630 nucleotides. It is a transcript of the gene RDH14, whose product is annotated as retinol dehydrogenase 14. The record is from RefSeq and is a predicted model, not a curated record. Lineage: Eukaryota; Metazoa; Chordata; Lepidosauria; Squamata; Phrynosomatidae.